Molecule: messenger RNA, 315 nt
Organism: Penicillium canariense
Lineage: Eukaryota; Fungi; Ascomycota; Eurotiomycetes; Eurotiales; Aspergillaceae
Exons: 2
Coding region: 1-315 (104 amino acids)
Source: RefSeq, a predicted model, not a curated record
AUGAAGUUCCGGACUAUUAUUUUGUCCCUAUUUGCUGUUGCCAGCACCUCUCUCGCCAUUCUGACCGAGCGUGCCGACUCGCCAGGUCUUUCGAUGAACAGAUGCCUCAACAACCACUAUGAAUUUGGCUUCCGCUACGGCAUCGGCAAUAUUGAGAACUUCACUCUAGUUGUGCAAGCGGUUAAUGGCACGCAGCAAGGCUAUAGAGUUAUCAGUGCUUAUGCAGUAAAUGCUCAUUGGAUCUGUACGAAGAACCCAACCCAUGGUUUGCAGGAGCGGUGCGAGUUGGUGGGUGUUUUGUGUAUUGAACUUUGA